Closterium sp. Naga37s-1 is the source of this 738-nucleotide messenger RNA. The record is from the annotation of a GenBank genome assembly. NCBI's taxonomy places the organism in Eukaryota, Viridiplantae, Streptophyta, Zygnematophyceae, Desmidiales, Closteriaceae.
AUGGAGAGGUACCUGACUUUAAAUUCACCGCCUUAUCCAACUCCCCCCACCCCCCUAUUCCCCUAUCCCCCUAUCCUGGCUGCACCUCUACUGGCAGGUAGCGGAGCGCAAGCAGGAGGAGUGCAAGUACAGGCGGAGGGAGGCAGCGUGCAAGAAAAGCGCGUGUCUGACGAAGACAUUCAAGGGGCAGGCCUUCCUCACACUUUCACCACCGAAGCUUUGGGCGAGUGGCUAGACGCAGCAGGUGGGGAGUGGGAUAUUGAAGAAGGGGGCGAGGCUGACGCUACAGAGGAGAGUGAGCCUGCAGAGGGAGUUGAGCCUGCAGAGGGGAGUGAGGAUGCGGAGGGGAGUGAGCCCGAAGCGCAAUGCCAAGGAGUGGAGUCUACAGCAGCGACAUGUGAACAGGAGAAGCGAGGGUUGGAGAGCCUGGUGAUCUGGCUGUACCACAAACAAGAUGAUGCCUUUUUCAAGGUGUUCUUUGAAGCAACAGGUGUGACACCAGAGAGGGAUGCUGUGAAGCAGGAGCACAAGGCCCUGAUAAGGUGUCGGCAGGCAGAGUUCACAGCAGGCCUUGAUGCAGUCAGGGUGCGGGUGAAGGAGAUCUACCAGAUCAUGGCGCCAGGUGGCGACGCUGACCUGGCGCCUGUUGACCCGUUUGACCCGUUCAGCCAUGGCAUUUGCUUCUCUGUGCGCCCGCCACAGCAGCAGUGCUGGAGGAGCGUUGCCGAUCUCGAUUAA